Molecule: messenger RNA, 1646 nt
Organism: Bemisia tabaci
Lineage: Eukaryota; Metazoa; Arthropoda; Insecta; Hemiptera; Aleyrodidae
Source: RefSeq, a predicted model, not a curated record
UAUAUAUAUAGAGCUCGCAGCAUUUUCCAUGUUUCAUUGAAGAAAUAUAAAUAGUAGGGCUUCUGCAAAUAAUUUCUACAAUUCACAACGUUUUCAUAAAAAUCGGCGAGUCUCCAGACAAAUUGUCCCUGUGCUCCGAAGUUUGCUGGGUCGAAAAAGAGAAAUGCGAGGGUGCAAAACGAUGGAUUUGUUCUUACUAGUUCUCUUGGUUAGUUUUUUUGGCACCCUUGAUGCCCGCAACACUCGACGUGCAAAUCGACGUCCUGGGCGGCAGUUACCAGAGCCGACGACAACUGAACAACCUAUGGACCCUAUGGUGUUCAUGAACACGGCUCAACUAAUAGAUCACUGGGGUUACCAGCGUGAAACUCACUACUUAACCACCUCGGACGGAUACAUUUUAACAGUGAACCGAAUCGUUAAAGCAGAUUCAAAAUUGCCCCCCGUCAUAAUUCAACACGGGCUCUUCUACAAUUCAGAUUUGUUCGUCCUCCGAGGGCCAAAAAAAGAUCUGCCUUUCAUUCUGUCGGACAUGGGCUAUGACGUCUGGUUACCAGACUUGAGGGGAAACACCUACUCAAGAAACCACACAACACUAACUCCAGAGCAGCCUUUAUUUUGGAAUUUCAGCUUCCACGAGAUGGGCGUGAUCGACACGGCGGAGAUAAUCGACUUCAUCCUGGCGAAAACGGGGCAGCCUUCACUCAUCCACGUAGGCCACUCGAUGGGCACGACCGUUUUCUACAUUUUGGGCGCCGUCCGACCCGAGUACAACGAGAAAGUCCGAAUCCACAUCAGUCUUGCUCCUGUGUGCUACUUGAAACACAUGAAACUCAAUCCCUUGCUCAGGCCCUUCGCCCAGAACGCACAAACGAUUUUUAAACUGGCGCGGACUGCUGGCAUGUUUGAAUUGUUACCUCGAGUGCCUGAAUUCAGCAAAAUGCUCUACACGAGUAUCCAAAAACCAAACAUCCAAAAACUUUUCCUCCAGGCGUUUUUCGGGCUUCUGGGUUCGGACUAUGACCAUGUAAAUAAGACGCAUGUACCUACAUUCGUCAGUCACUGUCCAGCCAGCUCUUCGGUGAAAACACUGCAACAUUUUGCCCAGAUUUUACUGAGAGACGAAUUUGCCUGGUACAGCUAUGGACCCGAGAAAAACCUUCAACGCUACGGCUCAGAGGUUUCACCCUUAUACAACUUAAGCGCCAUCACAACCAAGAUCUCUUUCCACUACAGUUACAAUGAUUACGCAUCACAUCCAACGGAUGUGCUGAGACUAGCAAAAAUUGUGCCGAACGUCGUCGGAAUGUAUCCGAUUCGAUUCAAGCAAUUCAACCACGUCGAUUACCUGUGGGCAACCGAUAGUAGAAAACUUUUCAUGGACGACAUAAUCACGAUGAUCCAAAAACACUCAAAACCCUCAAGAGACAGCUCGUCAUCAGAAACCGCCUCAUCGUCCUCCCCCAACGACAUCAUUCGGCGGCGAUGAGAAAGUUUAAAUUAUCUGUGACUACUCUAAAUCACCCAAUUGUGUUCGAUCGCGUCACCAUUAAUUAAUGUAUGUGUGGGUAGACUAUCCAAAUGGAGAUGUUGCAUGUGUGAAGAGUUUGCGAUUUGACUGUUGAUUCUUAAGUAAAAGUUCGCGA